AUGAAAAGAAGCUAUUUAAAAGCUAUAUAUUUUAAAAAUGAAAAACUUAAUUUUAUUAAGGUUUUAAAAAAAAAUAAUUUUAAACAAAUCGAAAAUGUAAAAAAUGAAAUAAAGUUUGGAAAUAGUAUAUGGUUUGUUGAUGAUUUAGAAUCACCCAAUAUUUUAUUUUCGUUUCAAUUAUUAGAUGCUCUAAUAAAAGUUAUUACAAAUGAAAGAAAUUUAGAAAAAAUAGAAAAAGCUAUUAAAUCAAUUAAUUGGGGCAUCGGGUUUUUAAAUAAUUUUGAUUUAUCAGCAAUAGAUAUCAAAAAAAUUAAAUUAGAUAUUGGUUUUUCUAGUGGUAUUGAUUAUCAUUUAAAGAAUUAUGUAAGUAGUUAUAUAUUACCAGAAAUAAACAGUAUGGAGUUAUAUAAUCUAUUAAAAAAACAAUUAGAAAAUUAUGGGUUUUGUGUUGGUUCAUCCCCGCUAUUUAACGAAUUUUUUAUAAAAAUCAAUGAUAAUAAAAUAAAAGAAGAAAAAAUUAAAGAAUUAGAAAAGAAUUUAGAUGGGAAUGAAGAUUAUUUAAACAAUGAUGAAAUUGAUUUUGUAAUGGAGAAAUGGGGAUUCAAAGGAGAACAUUCAAAAAAUGAGUUUAAAUGGGCAGUGGAUAAUAAAUUAGCAAUCUGUUAUAGAAUGAAAGAGAACUAUAUAGAUGAAAAUGGAGAUGGUCAAGUUAAUAGGAAAUUGGUAUGUUGGAACAUUAUCAAAUCAGAUGGUAAAACUGCUCAUUUUUACACACUACCAGAUUAUAGAAAUAAAGGUUACGCAAGAAAAGUUAAAUCUAAAGUCAUUAUUGAAGGUUUGAAGAGGGACAUCACCGUUUUUUCAUUCAUUGACGUUACCAAUAUCCAGUCUCAAGGUAUCAGUUUAGAGCUUGGGUUAAAAAAAGGAAAAGAAUGCCAAAUUUUAAAAGCAGAUAAAUUAUAA
Molecule: messenger RNA, 963 nt
Organism: Dictyostelium purpureum
Lineage: Eukaryota; Evosea; Eumycetozoa; Dictyosteliales; Dictyosteliaceae
Exons: 2
Coding region: 1-963 (320 amino acids)
Molecular function (GO): acyltransferase activity, transferring groups other than amino-acyl groups
Source: RefSeq, a predicted model, not a curated record